UCCCUUUGUCAGGCAUGGAAUGUUCCUGACUACAUUCGGACACACUGAAUUAUCUCAGUUUAAAACGUUCUUCACACAAUCAACACUACAUACAUGUUUAACAACAGUCGCUACAACGUACAACUUCAAACUUUAUAUGUAAUAGCGUCCGCUUUUUAGCAUCACGUGCUUUUCCGCUUCAACCCUCUUUUCUCUUUUUCGUUUUUUUUUUUUUUUCUCUCCUACCCCUACCAUUCUAGCAAUUUCUCUGAUUAUCUCCCCCUCCUCGCUAUCUCUCUUUCUGUCCCUCCCUUCUUACAGUUCUCUUUCUCGCUUUUUUUAUUCUGUCUUUCUCUCAUUCACUGGUUGUUUUCCUAUUUUCUUCUGACUCUCACACACUUCCUCUCACUCCUAUCCACAGACAUCGCUUCCUGUGCGUUGGCGCGCGCCGCGCGUGGCGGCCAUGUUUGCCGGUCUGUGCCCUCCGCCGCUCGGCCCGCCCCCUGCCUCAAUGGGGCAAAUUGAUGACCAAUUACAGACGCCGAUCGAGCCGGCGGUUAGCUCAUUUCAAUAAUUUUCUGCUGCCGCCGUGAAUGGCGGAGGAGAGAGGUCUGGGGGGAACUAACACAGGCAAUGGAGGAGGAAGCAAGGGUGAAGUUGGGGAGAGCAAACAUCAGGAAGCCUCGGCUCUCGGGUGGAGUUUACUAGAGGUGUUGGAUUUUCACUUCGAGAAACUGGAGACGGACAGUCGGGUGGUCUCGGUUAUCCUGUACCCCUCUCCCCUUUGACCCCCUUCUCCACCCCGCGUAGCUUUUAAGUGUGGGCAUGCGAGCUUUCUCUUUUCCUUUUUUUCAAUCCACCCCAGACCGUGUAGCUGCGUCUUCCCUCUCUCUUGCACUUUAAGAAGAGAGACAGUGUACCUCGAUGGACAGAAGGAUCAAAGAUUUGACGGAAUGGAAAAGCGGAACCGAGAAGAAGCAAUUAUAAAAAAGGACCGUGUCGUGACCUUAAACUAACUGAAAGCGAGGCUGCAGACGGUAAACAUGUAACUGAUACACCGGUCGUCUGCUUGCCGUCAGCGCACAGGAGUGAACAAAAUGAGUGGAUUUACAGUUACUGGCAGAUUAAAUUAAAAGAGUGCAAAAGAGACUCUGUUACCACACCGAGACUUCUGCUCGCUAACUGGCGAUGAUUAUAAAGGUUGACAUGAAAAAAAAAAUACUCCUGUCUCCAGGUGAACUUGAAGACUCUAACUUCAACAGAGAUAGUCAACUGUUUUAUUUUCAUUUAAAUUUGAACACAUUGAAAUGUUUAUGAGAUAUGGUUUUUACAGACGAUGCAGCAACUUUUGUCACGAGAGAGCUUUUUGAAGAAGAAUCUGCCAUCUAGGUGUGUAGGCCAAACUUUCUUCUCGUCCUGAGAGAGGAAAGACAGAAAAAUUAGCGGCGAAGUUGAAGACUUCAAAAUGAUUGACAGUGAAAACGAUAAACACGAUUCUAGGGCAGAGGUCAGUAGGUCAGUGGCUGGCGAGAACAGUCACGUGAGAAACACGCGGCCAGAAAAGGACGUUGCAGAUGACUGCGAGGACGACGACCUCCGCAGAGACAACGAUUCCCUGUCGUCGUCCGACGAGGGCUCGAUGUACCACCACGAGGAGGAAGGGCCACUAGACUUGAGGGGAGGAGAAGCUGCCUGCAGGCCGAGGCCACCCGCCGACCUGACUCCUCCACCCGCCAGCGACGACCUCAGUGUCACCUCACGUCUCUCAGGUCCACGUCAUCCUCACUGCACGCCACUCCGGCGACCUCAUCGUCGCUAUGACGACGGCGAAGAGGAGGACGACUUCCGGUGCGAGGCUGGCGAGGACCUGCAGAGCAAGCAGGUGACGUCCUUCAUGGUGGACGACAUUCUGGACCCCAACAAGUUCCAUGGCCGGGCAGUCGUGUGCAGCCGUCGCCGCGGAGCUGACGUGGGUUUCUUCCAGGGGAGGACGGAGGCGAGGGCGCACUCCAGUGAAAUGUCAGACGAGGAGGAGGAGCUUGGCAACAUUUCUGACGACUACAACAGUCCAGAUGAUGACGUGGACGUGCUGUCUCCCUUAGACAUGCAGGCUACCGAGACAAAGAGGCGGCGGACUGAUUCGAACCCUAACAAAGCAAUAUUUGACAAUGGCGACCCCCACAACAGCGAGACGAAGGGCCCAGGGGGCGGAGGGGAAGGCAGGAGCAGUUCCAGGGGAGCAGGGAAGCCGAGGCGGGCAAGGACGGCCUUCACCUACGAGCAGCUGGUGGCCCUGGAGAACAAGUUCAGACCACCAGGACCUUCCGUGUUGCGAGAGACUCAACCUGGCCGCUGUCCGUUGGAGCCUGACCGAGACCCAGGUGAAUAUCUGGGUUCCAAACCGAGCCGCACCAAGUGUGAAGCGACAAGCCAGAACCCGGGGCUGGACGUCAACAGCCCCACAGUACCCGCCUCCCCACCCUUGUCGCUUGCUCAGGGAUUUCCGGGUGGGUUCUCCCCUCAUGGUAUCUACGCACCCGGAGUUGCCACAGCUGGGAUGUCACCUUUCCCCUCAGCAUCUCUGACAAACAGUUUUUACCUGCCCCACCCCUCGUACGGGGCACACCCUUCUCUUGCAAACUGGUGA
Pomacea canaliculata is the source of this 2626-nucleotide messenger RNA. Its product is annotated as homeobox protein slou-like. The coding region runs from base 1445 to 2626 and encodes 393 amino acids. The record is from RefSeq and is a predicted model, not a curated record. The transcript has 2 exons. Lineage: Eukaryota; Metazoa; Mollusca; Gastropoda; Architaenioglossa; Ampullariidae.